Setaria italica (foxtail millet) is the source of this 1569-nucleotide messenger RNA. RefSeq lists its product as uncharacterized. Lineage: Eukaryota; Viridiplantae; Streptophyta; Magnoliopsida; Poales; Poaceae. The transcript has 2 exons. The record is from RefSeq and is a predicted model, not a curated record. The coding region runs from base 249 to 1310 and encodes 353 amino acids.
ACUGUCAGACAUGUUUUUUGGCUUCUGAACACCUGCAUCUCAGGCCAAGCGGAACCCCAACACACAAAGUCCCCAAAGCUAUCCCACUCCAUAAGCUUCCAUCAAACGUCUCAUCUCAAUCCUCGAGUGCUAGAUUCUGGCUCCACUAACUCCACUCACACUCACCCACUGUACGUACCUGGCCACACACACCUGAGCUUAGCAGCUGAGCAGAGCUUGCUCUCCGUCUCCUAGGAUAGGAGCUUACAAUGCCGCGCCUCCACCGUUACACCGCCGCGCUGGUGCUGGUCACCAUCAGCACCCGCCUCCUGCCGCUGCCCGCGGCGUCACCGGCAUUGCCCGACCCGGCGUCGCUCGAGCCGUCGCUGCUCUUCCCGUCCGCGGGCGGCGGCGCGUCGCAGACGCAGCCCCAGUCACCCGCGGGGGGCUCCACAAUCCCGGCCUUCCCGGAGCAGUCAGAGGCCGCCGCCACCACCUCCGUCUGCCAGCUCACCCCGUCCCCUCCGCUCCUUCCCGCCGUCCUCGCCUCCUGCAACGCCAACGCCGGCGGGAGCGGAGGCGUGCUCCCUCCGCGGCUGCGCUGCUGCCCGGCGCUCGCCGCGUGGAUGUACGCCGCGUACGCGCCCACCGCGCUGUCGGGCCGCGGCGCCCGGGAACCGUCGUCCGUGGCCGCGGCGGCGGAGGCCGCCGCCGUGGUGGACAUGCCGGUGCUCCCGGACGACGCGGAGGAGUGCGCCGGCGCGGCGGACCGCGCCCUGCGGGCGGCCGGGGCGGCGCUUCCGCGGCCGCAGCAAGGGGGCGGGAGCACCGGCGCUGGCAACGGGACGGCGGCGUGCGACGUGGAGUUCUGCUACUGCGGGGUGAGGCUGCGGCGGCCGGUGUGCCCGGCGCCGGAGGGCAGGAUGGCGAGAAGGCUGGAGAGGGACUGCGCGCUGCCGGGGAUCGCCGGCUGCUCCAAGUGCCUCCGUGCGCUCAACAAGCUGAGCGGGAAGACCAACGCCACGUCGUCGGCGAAGGCGAGGCAGGAGCAGCGCGAGGACUGCCAGGUCAUGGGCUUGACGUGGCUGCUGCAGCGGAACGCCACGCGGCACAGGGAGGCGGCCACGGCCGUGAUCCAGGCGCUGAUGGCGGCUGACGAGGCCGGGGCCGGCCACCAGGCCACCUGCUCUCUCCCCGCCGGCGACGAGCUGCCCGUGGCCGUGGGCUCCUCACAGAUCAAUGGCACCGCGGCCGCGUCACCCUCCGCCGUUGGCCACCUGCUCCUGGUCCUGCUUGGCGCUUCCCUCGCCUUUGUGUCGCAGUGCCUCUGAAUGGCUCGAAAUUGAUCAGUGGCAUCGCAUCGCAUGCUCUUCUAUCUUUGUUAUCUGUUUACUUGGUUCUUUGCAGUGUAGUUCAGCGAAGAUUUAGAAUUAAGAUGUCAGUUGGACCCCGUUGAUGUAAUUAAUUAUAUAUGUUUUAUCCUCACCUAAUCGCGUGGCAUGAUGAAAUGCAUCCCGUUCCACGAAGACUUUGUAAGCGAUUGUACGACGGCCUGUUGGAAUAUAUGGGUUUGGCCCAUUUAUAGGAUAA